AUGUGGAUAUUCUCGGGUAAGACCUCGGAGAGCAUUACCUCGGCCUCCACCCUUGGCUCCGUUCUGGGCUCUUACGGGUCUGACGAUUCCCUCGCCUCCUACACCCUCCUCCCACCCUCAGCUGAGGAGCUUCUCCCUGGUCCCUUCGAUCUUCACUGGCUGCGUCAGUCCGCCAUCUCUCAGCGCAAAUCCAGCGAUCGUGUCACCAUCUUCUCUUGCCUCCGCCUCCCCUCUUCCGACUCCGCUGCCGCUACCGCCGUCCUCUCCCAGGCCGUGAAGAGGAUGAAAACCCUACGUCAUCCCAACAUCCUCAACUGGCUAGCGGGAACCGAGCAACUCAAAGCCCCAUUUCACAUCAUCACGGAGGAGGUUCGUCCUCUGUUAGAGUACAUCCGCGAACAGGCCGACAGUAGCAGCAAUUUUGCUUUCCUUGCCUCCUGGGGCAUUUAUCAGGUGACUCGGGCCCUGGGCUUUCUUAAUGAUGACUGUCACCUCUCGCAUAACGCGGUCUGUGCCGCUGCUGUCUACGUAAAUCGCUCUAGUGAGUGGAAGUUGGGAAGGUUGGAUUACGUCACUCCAUUAAAUGAAGCUGGUGAACAGAAGUUGAACAUCUAUCGACCAGCCGCCUAUUGUCCACCUAGUGGCCACUGCAUUGACGCCUGGGGAUUAGCUUGCCUUAUCUGGGAAAUUUUCAACCCCGAGCCGUUGAUAGAGGCCAGUCAGUUGGGCGCGAAGGCGAGUCUGGAGCGUCUACCGCGGCCUCUGGUGGCACCCUAUCGGCGCCUUUUGGCAACGCGAACUCCUUUGGUUGCCUCGCGUGCUCGCUCGCCAUUUAAUGCCUUUCUGAAGGUGGGAUUCUUCCAUAAUGACUACAUCGAUACACUCCUCUUUCUAGAGGAAAUUCAGUUGAAAGACAAGGAGGAGAAGGCGCAGUUUUUGGGGAAACUGGGAGAGCGAGCUGUGGGACUGUUUCCAGAUGAUAUCUGUCGCUACAAGAUCCUGCCCCAUCUGGUUAAUAGCCUCCAAUUUGGUUCCACAGGCGUGGAGGCGCUAGUCCCAGUGCUCGAGUUAGCCCACCUCCUGCCGUCUGAGGACUUCGAGGUAGUGGUGGUGCCAGGUUUGGUGCGUCUCUUUGCUGCACCCGAUCGCUCUACUCGUGUUCGCCUGCUCGACCAGUUGCCGCGUUUCGUAGACAAGCUGCCGCAGGCUCUAGUGGAAACGCAGAUCUUCGGACCCGUCUCCGCGGGUUUCACUGACGCCAACCCGCUUGUGCGGGAGGCCACCAUACGCGCCAUGGUGCAUCUGGCGCCCUCCUUGCCACCGAAAAUACUUAAUGAUGCUCUGGUGAAGCAUUUGACUCAGCUGGAAUUCAAAGAUGAGCAGGGCGGCAUCCGCACCAACGCAACAAUAUGCCUUGCCAAAUUGGCAAGUCGUCUGGACCCUAGGGUGCGUCGUGGUCCCCUACUGAACGCCUUCCUCCGCGCCACCCGUGACCCCUUUCCACCCAGCCGUCAGGCCGCUGUUACAGGUCUAGCCGCUUGUCAAGCAUUCUUCUCGGCUCAGGAGUUGGCUGGAAAGGUAAUCCCCUGUCUCUCGUUCGUGGCUGUAGAUACGGACAAGGACAUUCGGGAUACGGCACUCAAGGCGCUGCAUGGAAUGGUCGAACGCUUGGAGAAGGCCAGCGAAGAUCCCUCUAUGGGUGAUGCGGACACCUCGGUGCUUGGCGGUCACGCCCCCUCAUCGAGAGCCACGGCGGUCGCAGCAGCAGGCGGAAAACUCACUGCCGCCGGCGCUACUAUUGGCAAUUGGGCACUUACUGCACUCUCCUCAAUCUCCUCCCGUCUCAUAUCCUCCUCCUCCACCUCUUCCACUGUGGCUGCGCAACAUGCAACCCAAGCUGCUUCAGGCGCCUUAACGCCCAGUUUAGUGUUGGACAACGGUUACCAGACGGCAGUCAGUGAACAACAGAGAUCAGGUUCUAUGGCCUCAUCAACAGCAACAGCGGAUGCAGCAGUCACUAAAAAACCAAACUUCUCAUUUAAUAUGACGGAGUGGAAGGAAGAAAGAGAGGAGGGUGACACCAAAGGAAAGAAGGGACCAGCAGGAUCCGGCUGGGAAGAUCUUGAUGAUAAGGAUGAUGGUGAAGACGAUGCAGGAGGUUGGGAAGGUAACAAAGACGGUAAACUUGAUCUUUCGUCUCUCCCUGUCACUCCAAAGGCAGUGUCACCCGCGGCUGUACUGAAGCAAAAGCGACCCGAUGACCUACUUAUUGACUGGGACGAGUCGAUGCGUCUGCAACAGCAUCAUCAGUCAUCCCCACGGAUCAAUAAAGCGUCUUCGCUCGGUCCACAGCCGAGAGUGUCACCACAGUCAAUUAAGUCGUCGGUGAAGCAGGACUGGCAAUGGGGCGAGGAGGAGGCGACUGAUUGGAACACCAGCGCCACCGCCUCUGCUGCGCCCGCACUGCGACCACAGCCUGUAAAGGCAUCGUUGCUCAAUCCGCCACCAACAGUGUCAGCAGCGUCACUGCGCACAUCAAAGACGUCGGUGGGAGGCAUCACGACGAUCGGAGCUUGGGAGCAAGCGAAGUGCGUAGCAUCUGAGGAUGAUUUCUUUAAUGAGUUGCUCGGCUCAAAAAGCACAUCCACCUUCGGCAGUUCGAGAGCUUCCAUCGCCUCUGGUCAUCACUCACCUGCUCUGCGACACUUCAAAACACCAGUGGCUGCGCGAAAGCCAGUAGAAGUGGAAAAGAAGGACGAUGAUGAUGGUUGGGGCGCUUGGUGA
Molecule: messenger RNA, 2784 nt
Organism: Echinococcus granulosus
Lineage: Eukaryota; Metazoa; Platyhelminthes; Cestoda; Cyclophyllidea; Taeniidae
Product: kinase-like protein
Exons: 8
Coding region: 1-2784 (927 amino acids)
Source: RefSeq, a predicted model, not a curated record